CGAGUCAAUCAGCCAGUGUUUUUGUGUACACACAUCGAGAACGUCGUCGCUAAAUCCUCGGAUCUGAUAGAUUGGGGGUGCGUUGCCAUCGUUGUUGGUUGCGUUGUCGAAGACGGAGGAGGUGUAAGCGCGUGAAGCAGUGGCCCAGACGCGCGGAGGAGCGCGGCGGAGCACAAGUUUUCACAUCGUUUGUCGUCGCGCGCGCUCUCCCGGAGUGGGUGAUUUUAUGAUAAAUUGGAUAAUAUCUGGUGAACUCUGUUGUGUGUCGAUUAUCAUCAUCAUCUGCAUCAGCGGGCAGCAAGCAGAAGCGAACGCGCGAGCCGCACUGGUUCGGAACAAAACGGUCCAUCAUCAGUAUCGAGCCAGUCAACGGCGAGUGGAGAGUGCUUCCCAAAAUCGAGUGCCGUGCCGCCUCUUUCGAGUCGCGUUUUACGACGCCCAGUGAUACUUCAUUAUUUGACCAUAGCGGGGCAAGUAGGAAGCAAUAAUUGCCGAGGGUGUGUGCGGCCGGGGCCGGGCAGUGGUUAUCGAUUACGGUUAUACCUUUUUUAUAUCACCCCUUGGACAUGCGGCGUGGAGAGAAAUAUUAAUUUCGCAACAGUCAUUUUUACGUGAGUUUCAUUCUUCGGCUUCGACAGGAAUUUUAUGACCCCAAUCAUAAACGUGUGUGGCAAUUGGCAGAGUGACAACGCGUGGUGCGAUAUGAAUAAUUAUUAAUAACUGUUUCGAGUGAAAUCGUGUGAAAACCCCCAAAGGACUACUCUGGCGGAUGCUUCGGAUUGGAUAAAUGCUUUCGGAAUUUGCAGAGCCAUAGACGGUGAAGAAAACGACGCGACGGCCGCUACAUCGGGGAGGCACAUAUCCGUAGAAUGCAACAAUACACUCACCACCGACCAGCCAUCUGACCACAGUAAACAAUAGGUGACCAAAGAGUUCUCUCCGUGCGACAGCCGUGGCAUCCGUUGAGCGACAUGACACAGGCUGAGGAGGUACGCGAAGUCAACCAGGUAUGCAUUACCAACACUCCAGAUCUCCACACCCAGGCGGCACAGGUGGCCGAUCGAAAGUCACCCCCACAGCCGCCUCUUCCGCCAUUUUCGGCCACCAACAUUACCGACCAACAUCCCCAGAAUGGCGAGGACCCGCCAUGGCACACGAGUACAAACUUAGGAGGCAUCUUCACCACCAACUGCUUCAACAAUGGCAAGUGGCAUCCCCACGUUUACGCCAAUCCACCGAAGCAACCGACCCCACACUCCAUCAUGGAUAUCCUUGGCUGGAAGGGACCAACGGGGAAGGUCACCGAGGCACCCGUAGUAAACAACAACCACAUGGUGCCAUACCUUUUGCAAAGUCUCGCCGCGACGAAGCCGAUAACGAAAGCAGACAACGAAGAUCAACCGCUGGAUUUAUGUAUUUCUAAGCCGCCGGUCCAGGGACCGCUGGAAAGGAUUAUCGAGAGACAUAUUGAAGAAGAUACCACUCAAGAAUCGGUUCGCUCUAUUAGUCGGGAACGGACCCAUUCGACGGACGCAGAGUCGGAAAUCUACGGGUCAAAUGAGUCGCAGCACUCGUUGAAGGAUUCAUCCUCGGCGAGCGGGCAGAAGGUUCCCACGCUAGGGGGCGGGAAGAAAACCAGUCGAGCGGAAGUGCUCGAUCUGGACGGGGAUGGCGACGACAGUCAGCUGGAUGGCGCCAGUCGACGGAAGAAGAAAGCCCGAACGACGUUCACCGGGCGGCAAAUUUUCGAGCUGGAGAAGCAAUUUGAAGUGAAGAAGUACCUCUCAUCAAGCGAACGUACCGAGAUGGCCAAACUGUUAAACGUUACGGAGACGCAAGUAAAAAUAUGGUUCCAAAACCGUCGCACCAAAUGGAAGAAACAAGAUGGUGAAUCAGCGGCUGGUUCCGCCACUCCGACAAAGGAACCGAAAACAUCGAAAACUCCUUCUUCCUCUCCUUUAACCCUUUCGUCGCCCACCCCAUCGUUCGCACCAACUUCCUCCUCUUCGGGAUCCUCCGCCUACUCUCCUCAUCCCGUUGCAGACCUCCCCGGGAGUCUCCAGCCCGUCAAACUUUCUACCAAGCAUUUCUCCAAAAACAGUGCCAAAGUGCGUCGGUCCAAAUCCGGCGAAACCAUCGCUUCCGAUCUCCCCCUCGAACCCCUAAAUCCAAAACCCGCAAAAGAACCGAAGAAAUUCCUCAGCCCGCUGGACGCAUCCCUGCCUUCUCCGUUCGGUUCCAUGCUCGACCGUACCGGAAGCCCUUGCAAUGACGUCGAAGCACGAAUUGCCGCAUCCAAAAUAUCGCUGGACGCCAUCUGCAACGCCACCAAUUUCCUCAUGAAACCAUCUCCCCCACCGUGCACCUCUCUUCCACCACCGCCGCCGCCACUGCCCAGCGAUCGACAUCCUGCGCUGGACGCCAUUGAGGACAUGACCGACGUGGAGUAGUGUGACGGGUAGGGUGGUUCAAGCUCAACGAUUCCUCUACAAGUUAUAUGCAAUACUCAUCAUCGAUUCCCCCCGCCCCGGUUGCAGUGUUUGUGUGCUUCCCCAUCCUUCCGCUCCCCAUCCGAGUCAGUUAAAAGCGAGUGAAGCUUCCACAUCAAGUCAUUUGAAGUACCAAUCCAGAUAGUAUACGUAGGCUUAAGUCGUUUCGGAUAGAGAUAAAAAUGAUGAUCAUCAAACAAAAAUAGAGAAUAGAGAACUAUCAAGUGAGAAAUUGAUAAUAAUAAUAAAUGAAAGUGAUUUGAAAAUUGA
This is a messenger RNA of Armigeres subalbatus, 2759 nucleotides long. RefSeq names its product homeobox protein B-H2 (gene NK7.1). The record is from RefSeq and is a predicted model, not a curated record. Bases 972 to 2450 code for a protein of 492 amino acids. Gene Ontology annotation, cellular component: nucleus. Gene Ontology annotation, molecular function: RNA polymerase II cis-regulatory region sequence-specific DNA binding; DNA-binding transcription factor activity, RNA polymerase II-specific. The transcript has 4 exons. Gene Ontology annotation, biological process: regulation of transcription by RNA polymerase II; cell differentiation. Lineage: Eukaryota; Metazoa; Arthropoda; Insecta; Diptera; Culicidae.